Oncorhynchus nerka (sockeye salmon) is the source of this 8676-nucleotide messenger RNA. It is a transcript of the gene esco1, whose product is annotated as establishment of sister chromatid cohesion N-acetyltransferase 1. The transcript has 12 exons. Gene Ontology annotation, biological process: mitotic sister chromatid cohesion. NCBI's taxonomy places the organism in Eukaryota, Metazoa, Chordata, Actinopteri, Salmoniformes, Salmonidae. Bases 1874 to 6049 code for a protein of 1391 amino acids. The record is from RefSeq and is a predicted model, not a curated record. Gene Ontology annotation, molecular function: protein-lysine-acetyltransferase activity. Gene Ontology annotation, cellular component: chromatin; nucleus.
AUAGCCCCGCCUCCUCAGUUCCGGCAUUUUGGCUCCGGAAGUGCCGUACUUUUUUUGGUUCACAGGAAAAGGAAAAAAAAACUGCUGUUGGGAAACAAAACAGCAAAAAUGCCUGCCCCUAAAAGACACAAGUCUUUUCAGGCUCCUCAAGUGAAGAGAAGAAAGGAGGAUCAGAAUGAAGUCGCCAUGCCAUCCAACAAAACGACACCAGCCUCUGCAACGUCAAGCAACCCCCAAAGAGAAGCACCUUUGCGGAGAAGGAAUAAGAAAAAGCCCCCCGCAGAACUAAAAGAGGGAAAUAAACCUGCAGGGUCCAGCCGCCAUUCCUCCAAGACAAAAUCAACUCAAAAGGCCAGGACUAGGACCAAGUUCAAUCCACCUGUAAAGAACGCCAAGCUGCUGAAAGCCACAAGUGCCUCCUCAAAGAAUCCCAACUCUAAAGGAACCCUAAAAAGACCAGCCAAGAUCUUCAAAACUGCUUCCACAGAGUCCGAUGAGGAGCUUAUCAGAACUCAUAAACCACAUUGCAUCAGAAAAUACUCUAAUGGGGAUCGAGGUAAGCGUAAAGGGUCACAGUCUAACCUGAAUGAAGGAUUAUUGCUCUCAGACCCUGUGCAGAGGGAUCACAAUUAUGGUAUACCCUCUGCGUCUUAUGGUAGUCAUUCUGAAAUUGAGGAAAAUAAAAGGAAAAGAGUCAGAGAGUCCACCAGAGGCCCAGAGACCCAGAGAGAUGUGAAGAUGGAAACUCAAAUGUCUUCAGAACCCUUACCUGAACAAUCUGGACAGAUGAAGCGGAGCAGUGAGACGCAUGAGGUGCAGGAUAAUUCCAUGACCACCCCAACAGAUGAAUUUAGUGAGUGUGUCAACACUGAGCCUGGCAUAAAAAUGUCUCCUCCAGCAUCCCCUGAGAAAGCUUCAGACCCCAUCCAUAAGCAGGUGAACCAGAAUAAUUCCAUGACCACCCCAACAGAUGAAUUUAGUGAGAGUGUCAACACUGAGCCUGGCAUAAAAAUGUCUCCUCCAGCAUCCCCUGAGAAAGCUUCAGACCCCAUCCAUAAGCAGGUGAACCAGAAUAAUUCCAUGACCACCCCAACAGAUGAAUUUAGUGAGAGUGUCAACACCGAGCCUGGCAUAAAAAUGUCUCCUCCAGCGUCCCCUGAGAAAGCUUCAGACCCCAUCCAUAAGCAGGUGAACCAGAAUAAUUCCAUGACCACCCCAACAGAUGAAUUUAGUGAGAGUGUCAACACCGAGCCUGGCAUAAAAAUGUCUCCUCCAGCGUCCCCUGAGAAAGCUUCAGACCCCAUCCAUAAGCAGGUGAACCAGAAUAAUUCCAUGACCACCCCAACAGAUGAAUUUAGUGAGUGUGUCAACACCGAGCCUGACACACACAUGUAUCCUCCAGCUUCCCCUGAGAAAGCUUCAGACCCCAUCCAUAAGCAGGUGAACCAGAGUAGAGAGAAACAUGAGGAGCAGAAUGAUUCCGUGACCAUCCCUACAUAUCAAGUUAGUGAGAGUGUAGCGAGCAAGAUGGAUGCCUAUAAAAAGUCUGCAGAACCCAUACCUGAACUACUAAAACAGAGCACGGAGACACGGGAAAUGCAGGAAAAUUCCAUGACCACCCAUACAGAUAAAGUUAAUGAACAUUUAGAGACUAAGGUCGGUGCAAAAAUAUUGUCUCCUCCAGCCAUCGGCUUAGUAGCAUAUAGUAGCAGUAGUGAUUCUGAAUGUGAAAGUGAGGGAAAUGACAGGACGGGAAUCACAGAGUCAAUAGAUGUGAAGCUGAAAACUCAAGCAUCUUCAGAGAAGGCUUCAGACCCUGUCCAUGAACAGGUGAAGGAGAGCAGUGACACGAGGCAGAUGCAGGGAGGAUCCCAUGACCACCCCUACAUAUGAAGUUACCGAGGAUUCCAUGACCACCCCUACAUAUGAAGUUACCGAGGAUUCCAUGACCACCCCUACAUAUGAAGUUACCGAGGAUUCCAUGACCACCCCUAUAUAUGAAGUUACCGAGGAUUCCAUGACCACCCCUACAUAUGAAGUUACCGAGGAUUCUAUGACCUCCCCUACUGAGAGUGUAGACACCAAGCUUGAUGCAAAUCUAAAGCCUCCUCCAUCUAUAGAAGUAUAUUCAGAGGAGGCUUCAGACCCUGUCCCUGAACAGGUGAAUCCUGAACAGGUGAAUCAGAUAUACAUUGAAAUAGAGAAGGUGCAGGAAGAUUCCAUGACCACCCCAACAGAUGAAGUACGUGAACUUUUAGAUUGCACGCGUGAUGCAGAAAUAAUGUCCCUGCCACCUUUAGAAGCAUCCUCUGAGGAGACCCAUACAUUUGAAGUUAGUGAGAGUGUAGAGACCAAGUGUUCAGAACUUGCACCUGAACAUGUGACGCAGAGCAGUGAGAUGCAGGGAGAUUCCGCGCCAACCCAUGCAGAUCAAGUAAGUGAGAGUGUAGACACCAAGCUUGAUAUCGAAGUAAAUUCUGCUCCAUCUGUAGAACUAUCCUCUGAGGAGACUUCAGACAUUGUCUCUGUCUCAGAGCAGGUGCUGCAGAGCAGUGAGACACAGGAAGUCCAGGAAGAUUCCAUGACCACCCGUACAGAUGAACUUAGGGAAAGUUUAGGAACAAAGUCGGGUGCUAAAAUAAAGUCUCCACCCUUAGAGGUGCUUUUCAGUGCUCUAAAGGAUUCCAGUCUUUGCAAACAUCCCCUGUCUCAUACGAUGCGCUCAAAUGUCAAAGAGUUUCUGGGAGUAGAGGAUUCUUUAGAAAUCACUAAAAAAGACUGUGACUUUGGUGUAACGGAGAGCAUUGAGUGUACUUUAGACCUGGAGACUCCGAUUAUUGUCGAGGAUAUGGAGAUCGGCCACUGUGUUGUGGAGGUGGUGGGAGAGAAUGGAGAUGAGGUGGAUAGUGAUCUGGAAAUCAUAGACAACUCUGAGAGGCCAGAGAAGACACUUGAGCUAACCAAAGGGUCUAAAGAAGAGUGCAGUGUGGAUAAAAGUGAAGAUGGUAUUGAAAAGAAAGGCACAAGUUCCUCUAACCAAGACAGCACAAAUAGUGGGAAGAAGGAAGCUACUAAAAAAACACAGGGUAGCCUGGAAAAACCCAAGAAACAGCAGAUGAACCCUCAGGCCCGGACCAAAGCCCGACUAGCAGCGCUAGCUGAGCAAAAGGCAGCUGCCUCCAAAAAAGCGAGCAGGCAGCUCAACCUCCUAGCCCUAUGUGAAGAAAUAGCAGAUGAUAUCGCCACUGACACAAUGUUAAUAAAGACGAAGGAGGAGGAGGAGCAGGUUGUAACAAUUAAGGCUGAACCCAGCAAGGAGCCAGAAUGCACACUGCCUGUCACACAGGCUGAGACUGUUCCGAUACCUCCUACUCCUGCCCGGCCCGAGGAACCGUCUCCAGCAGUAGAACCCUCCGCUGAGGAGCCUGCUCCAGCCAAGCCCCCAGCUCCAGAGCCACCUCGGAGGCGUUUCUUCAUCAGCCAAGUGACGGUACCCCUCAAAAUCCACGAGAAGAAGAAGCUUACCAGGUUCCAGAGGCUGCGGCAGGUGGAACUGCAGCGGGAGAAGAAUAUGUCCUGGACCAUGGUGAAGAAGCUCAAGUCCGAUCAGAAGAUGAUUCCAGAGACUGAGACUAAACCUUCCCCUCGAGCAGCAGCACCUGUCCAAGUGACCACCCCCCCGCCCCCCUCAGUCAGUCCAGCAGCACCCACAGUAGCUGCACUCUCCCCAACCAGUCAAGAAGUGACCCCAAAAGUUGAGCCCCCAAAAGUUGAGCCCCCAAAAGUUGAGCCCCCCAAAGUGACCCCCAGUAAGGGACCCACCCUGAGAAAGAGGACGCUUCCAGCAGAACCCCCGCCGAUGCCCAACGGGCUGAAAGCUCAGAAGGCCAAGCCUGUGGUGGAGUAUAAGCCUUACAAAUCCAGGCCCAAGUACUCCUUUGAUGACUUUGAAUGUGAUGACGAGCCAAAACCCACAGUGCAGAAGGCAGCAGUGAGACCUACAGCUACUACUAUUCAGAGGGCAGCAGUUAAACCUACAGCCGUUCAGAGGGCAGCAGUGAGACCGACACCUAGUACCAUUCAGAGGGCAGCAGGGAGAACUACACCUACCACCAUUCAGAGGGCAGCAGUGACACCUACCACCAUUCAGAGGACAGCAGUGACACCUACCACCAUUCAGAGGACAGCAGUGACACCUACCACCAUUCAGAGGGCAGCAGUGACACCUACCACCAUUCAGAGGGCAGCAGUGACACCUACCACCAUUCAGAGGGCAGCAGUGACACCUACCACCAUUCAGAGGGCAGCAGUGACACCUACCACCAUUCAGAGGGCAGCAGUGACACCUACCACCAUUCAGAGGGCAGCAGUGACACCUACCACCAUUCAGAGGGCAGCAGUGACACCUACCACCAUUCAGAGGGCAGCAGUGACACCUACCACCAUUCAGAGGGCAGCAGUGACACCUACCACCAUUCAGAGGGCAGCAGUGACACCUACCACCAUUCAGAGGGCAGCAGUGACACCUACCACCAUUCAGAGGGCAGCAGUGACACCUACCACCAUUCAGAGGGCAGCAGUGACACCUACCACCAUUCAGAGGGCAGCAGUGACACCUACCACCAUUCAGAGGGCAGCAGUGACACCUACCACCAUUCAGAGGGCAGCAGUGACACCUACCACCAUUCAGAGGGCAGCAGGGAGACCUACCACCAUUCAGAGGGCAGCAGGGAGACCUACCACCAUUCAGAGGGAAGCAGGGAGACCUACCACCAUUCAGAGGGAAGCAGGGAGACCUACCACCAUUCAGAGGGAAGCAGGGAGACCUACACCAGUGUCCGAAAAUGGCAAACAUGAAGACUCAAAAUCUACCGUGCAGAAGCCAGAAAACAGGGGUCAGAAAACAGUAGGACCUACCACGCCGAAAACAGGACAUAUCACACAGAAAACAGUAGGACCUACCGCGCAGAAUACAGUACCAACUGUACAGAAGGCCGUAGAGAUACCAACCCCUAUGUCCAAAAAUGGUAAACAUGAGGACUGCAAACUUACUGUACAGAAUGCAGUAGUACCUACCGUACGCAAGGCAGACACGCCUAGACCCAGUGUACAGAAGGCAGCGGUGGUACCUAUAUCUUCCCCCAAAACGGAGCAGAAAGCAGAAGCACCACUUACGGCCAAAACUGGCGAAGAUGAGGAUUCCAUAGCACCAGUGUCCUCCCCUCCCUCUGAAGAGCCCCCAAGAGAUUGUGUUGACAAAGAGCAGUGUGAAGAAAAGCCUGCUGUUACUGAGAUUAAACCCGCAUCCCCAGAGGACAAGACAACAACAGAGAAUGCCGUUGACUCUGGGGUGGUUCAAUCAGCAGGUAAUAGCAGUCCCCUCUCUGGCGAAAGUCUGCAGAAAGAAAUCAAGAAACUAAAGGAGAACGACAAAGAUGGAAAUCAAGCCAUUAUUGAUGCAGGGCAGAAGCACUUUGGCCCAGUAACCUGCAGUGUGUGUGGGAUGCUGUAUUCCGCUGCCAACCCAGAGGAUGAAUCCCAGCAUUUACUCUUCCACAACCAGUUCACCAGUGCUGUCAGAUAUGUGGGGUGGAAGAAGGAGAGGAUUUUGGGGGAGUACCCCGAUGGCAAGAUCAUUCUUGUCCUUCCAGAUGACCCCAAAUAUGCACUGAAGAAGGUUGAGGAGAUUCGAGAGAUGGUGGACAAUGACCUGGGCUUCCAGCAGGUUGAGACCAAGUGUCCCUCCCAGACUAAAACCUUCCUGUUUAUCUCCAAUGACAAGAAGGUAGCUGGUUGCCUUAUCGCUGAGCACAUUCAGGAGGGCUACAGGGUCAUUGAGGAAGCGGUGCCCGAGGGCUCAGAGGGAGAGAAAAUGAUGUUUGAGCGUCAGAGAGCCUGGUGCUGUUCCACCAACCCAGAGCCAGCCCUCUGUGGCAUCAGCCGCAUCUGGGUCUUCAGCAUGAUGAGACGGAGGGGCAUCGCCUCACGCAUGAUCGAGUGUCUCAGAACAGCUUCAAUUCGUCAGGUUAUGGACUACAAGGUUCCAUAGGGAUGCUGGCCCAUGUUGACUCCAAUGCUUCCCGCAGUUGUGCCAAGUUGGCUGGAUGUCCUUUGGGUGGUGGACCAUUCGGGAAAAUGUUGAGUGUGAAAAACCCAGCAGCGUUGGAGUUCUUGUAACAAACCGGUGCACCUGGCACAUAGUAGCAAGCCCCGUUCAAAGGCACACACAGUGCAUUCGGAAAGUAUUCAGACCACAUUUUUCCACAUUUUGAUAUAUUACAGACUUAUUCUAAAAUGUAUUACAUAAAUGUUUUUCCCCUCAUUAAUCUACACACAAUACCACAUCAUGACAACGCAAAAAUAGGUUUUUAGAAAUGUUUGCUAAUUUAUAAAAAAUAAAAAAAAGAUACCUUAAUUUACAUAAGUAUUCAGACUCUUUGCUUAUGAGCCUCGAAAUUUAGCUCAGGUGCAUCCUGUUUUCAUUUAUCAUCCUUGAUGUUUCUACAACUUGAUUUGGAGUCUACCUGUGGUAAAUUCAAUUGAUAGGACAUGAUUUGGAAAGGCACACACCUGUCUAUAGAAGGUCCCACAGUUGACAGUGCAUGUCUGAGCAAAAACCAAGCCAUGAGGUCGAAGGAAUUGUCUGUGGUCCCCCGAGACAGGAUUGUGUCGAGGCACAGAUCUGGGGAAGGGUACCAAAAAAUGUCUGCAGCAUUGAAGAUCCCCAAGAACACAGUGGCCUCCAUCAUUCUUAAAUGGAUGCACCAAGUCUCUUCCUAGAGCAAUUGGGGGAGAAGGGCCUUGGUCAGAGAGGUGACCAACUCUGAAAGAGCUCCAGAAUUCCUCUGUGGAGAUGGGAGAACCUUCCAGAAGGACAACCAUUUCUGCAGCACUCCACCAAUCAGGCCUUUAUGGUGGAGUGGUCAGACGGAAGCCACUCCUCAGUAAAAUUGCCAAGUGUCAAGUCUGGAGGAAACCUGGCACCAUCCCUACGGUGAAGCAUGGUGGUGGCAGUAUCAUGCUGUGGGGAUGUUUUUUAGCGGCAGAGAUUGGGAGACUAGUCAGGAUUGAGGGAAAGAUGAACGGCGCAAAGUACAGAGAUCCAAGAUGAAAACCUACUCCAGAGCACUCAACAUCUCAGACUGGGGCGAAGGUUCAUCUUCCAAAAGGACAAUACCCAAAGCACACAGCCAAGACAACGCAGGAGUGGAUUUGGGACAAGUUUCUGAAUUUCCAUGAGUGGCCCAGCCAGAGCCCGGACCUAAACCCGAUCAAACAUCUCUGGAGAGACUUAAAAAUAGCUGUACAGUGAUGCUCCCCAUCCAACCUGACAGGGCUUGAGAGGAUCUGCAGAGACGAAUGGGAGAAACUCUCCAAAUACAGGUGUGCCAAGCUUGUAGCGUCAUUCCUAAGAAGACUUGAGGCUGUAAUCACUGCCAAAGGUUCUUUAACAAAGUACUGAUUUAAAGGGUCUGAAUACUUGUGUAAAUAUAUUUCAGUUUAUUUUUAAUACAUUUGCAAAAAUGUCUAAAACCCUGUUUUUGCUUUGUCAUUAUGGGGUAUUGUGUGUCGAUUGAUGAGAAGAAAAAACAACUGAAUCAAUUUUAGAAUAAGGCUGUAAUGUAACAAAAUGUGGAAAAAGCCAAGGGGUCUGAAUACUUUCCGAAAGCACUGUACAUCUUUUGUCUUACCCAUUCACCCUCUGAAUGGCUCACAUACACAAUCCAUGUCUCAAGGCUUAAAAAUCGUUAUUUAACCUGCUUCCUCCCCUUCAUCUACACGUAUUGAAGUGGCUUUAACAAGUGACAUCAAUAAAGGAUCAAAGCUUUCCCCUGGUCAGUCUGUCAUGGAAAGAGCAGAUGUCCUUAAUGUUUUGUACACUCAGUGUAUAUACUGCUCCCCACCGGAGACUGGUUCAAUCCGGUCCAAUCCCCAUGUUCACCCUUCCCACUGUACUCCCACUUGCAUCUCCCCCUCUGUUUCCAACUGUUUAAAAUCUAAAAUAUGUGUGUUAUGUAUGUAUGUACUAUAUAUAUAUCAGUGCCUUCAGAAAGUAUUCAUACCCCUUGACUUAUUCCACAUUUUCCUGUUAGUCUGAUUUUCUUUCACACAAUACCCCAUAAUGACAAGGUGAAAACGAAAUAUCUCAUUAACAUAACUAUUCACACCCCUGAGUCAAUACAAAUUAGAAUCAGCUUGAGUUGUGAGUUUUGGGUAUGUCUCUAAGAGCUUUGCAUACCUGGGUUGUACCUGGGUUGUACAAUAUUUGCACAUUCUUUUAAAAAUGCUUUAACCUCUGUCAAAUUGUUUUAGGUUAUUGUCCUGCUGAAAGGUGCAUUUGUCUCCCAGCCAACUGAACAAGGUUUUUGCCUGUGCUUAGCUCUAUUCUGUUUCUUUUUAGCCUAACAAACUCCCUAGUCCUUGCCGACAACAAGCAUACCCAUAACAUGAUGAAGCCACCACUGUGCCUGGAAAAAUAUGUAGGGUGGUACUCAGCGAUGUUGUUGGAUUUGCCCCAAACAUAACGCUUUGUAUUCAGGACAGUUAAUUUCUUUGCCACAUUUUUGAAUUUUUACUUUAGUGCCUUAAUUGCAAACAAGAUGCAUGUUUUUGGAAUAUUUUUAUUCUGUACAUGCUUCUUUUUCAGCCAUUAAACUCUUAACUGUUUUAAAGUCA